Xiphophorus maculatus (southern platyfish) is the source of this 1864-nucleotide messenger RNA. RefSeq names its product mucin-2-like. The record is from RefSeq and is a predicted model, not a curated record. Bases 1 to 1839 code for a protein of 612 amino acids. The transcript has a single exon. NCBI's taxonomy places the organism in Eukaryota, Metazoa, Chordata, Actinopteri, Cyprinodontiformes, Poeciliidae.
AUGGCUGGGACCAACAACACUCCUGUGACUACACCAAUGCUUGCGACCAACACAACUCCUGAGACUACACCAAUGCUCAUGACCAACACAACUCCUGAGACUACACCAAUGCUCAUGACCAACACCACUCCUGAGACUACACCAAUGCUCAUGACCAACACAACUCCUGAGACUACACCAAUGCUCAUGACCAACACAACUCCUGAGACUACACCAAUGCUUGCGACCAACACAACUCCAGAGACUACACCAAUGCUUGCGACCAACACAACUCCUGAGACUACACCAAUGCUCAUGACCAACACAACUCCUGAGACUACACCAAUGCUCAUGACCAACACCACUCCUGAGACUACACCAAUGCUCAUGACCAACACAACUCCUGAGACUACACCAAUGCUCAUGACCAACACAACUCCUGAGACUACACCAAUGCUUGCGACCAACACAACUCCAGAGACUACACCAAUGCUUGCGACCAACACAACUCCUGAGACUACACCAAUGCUCAUGACCAACACCACUCCUGAGACUACACCAAUGCUCAUGACCAACACCACUCCUGAGACUACACCAAUGCUCAUGACCAACACAACUCCUGAGACUACACCAAUGCUUGCAACCAACACAACUCCUGUGACUACACCAAUGCUUGUGACCAACACAACUCCUGAGACUACACCAAUGCUUGCGACCAACACAACUCCUGAGACUACACCAAUGCUCAUGACCAACACAACUCCUGAGACUACACCAAUGCUCAUGACCAACACAACUCCUGUGACUACACCAAUGCUUGUGACCAACACAACUCCUGAGACUACACCAAUGCUUGCGACCAACACAACUCCUGAGACUACACCAAUGCUUGCGACCAACACAACUCCUGAGACUACACCAAUGCUCAUGACCAACACCACUCCUGAGACUACACCAAUGCUCAUGACCAACACCACUCCUGAGACUACACCAAUGCUCAUGACCAACACAACUCCUGAGACUACACCAAUGCUUGCAACCAACACAACUCCUGUGACUACACCAAUGCUUGUGACCAACACAACUCCUGAGACUACACCAAUGCUUGCGACCAACACAACUCCUGAGACUACACCAAUGCUCAUGACCAACACCACUCCUGAGACUACCCCAAUGCUCAUGACCAACACAACUCCUGAGACUACACCAAUGCUCAUGACCAACACAACUCCUGAGACUACACCAAUGCUCAUGACCAACACAACUCCUGAGACUACACCAAUGCUCAUGACCAACACAACUCCUGAGACUACACCAAUGCUCAUGACCAACACAACUCCUGAGACUACACCAAUGCUCAUGACCAACACAACUCCUGAGACUACACCAAUGCUCAUGACCAACACAACUCCUGAGACUACACCAAUGCUCAUGACCAACACAACUCCUGAGACUACACCAAUGCUCAUGACCAACACAACUCCUGAGACUACACCAAUGCUCAUGACCAACACAACUCCUGAGACUACACCAAUGCUCAUGACCAACACAACUCCUGAGACUACACCAAUGCUUGCAACCAACACAACUCCUGAGACUACACCAAUGCUUGCAACCAACACAACUCCUGAGACUACACCAAUGCUUGCAACCAACACAACUCCUGAGACUCCAAAUGUCCCUCACAAUUCAACUCCUGCCCAAACUACAAACAGCUCUGUUGUCACUACAGUUUUUGAAACUGCAGGUACAACUAUCUCAACAUCCACUGGAGGGGAACCUGUAUGCUUGUCCUUUUCUCUGUGCAUUGCAACUAUGAUUUGUUCAAUCCGAGUAUUAUUGUUCAAUGAGGCAAAUUGAAAUGUAUGUAAUUGACUUGAUUGUG